This is a messenger RNA of Platichthys flesus (European flounder), 1311 nucleotides long. It is a transcript of the gene rspo4, whose product is annotated as R-spondin 4. The transcript is spliced from 5 exons. The record is from RefSeq and is a predicted model, not a curated record. NCBI's taxonomy places the organism in Eukaryota, Metazoa, Chordata, Actinopteri, Pleuronectiformes, Pleuronectidae. Bases 1 to 723 code for a protein of 240 amino acids.
AUGGCCGAGCGGAGGUUCACCGGACACGUCGGCCUGAGUUCCGCUGUGUGGUGGAACAAACCAGUUCUCACCUGCUGGUCGAGACCUGAAGCCCAACGCCCAGUUACCGUUUCCAGAGAACCAUCACCGGACGACUGUCGGAGCUGUCUGGAGUGUUCCCGUGACAACGGCUGCCUGCGUUGCCCCGAGCGACUCUUCCUGUCCCUGACGAGGGACGGGAUGUCUCACCACGGGACGUGUGUCCACGCCUGCCCGGCCGGACACUACGGGCAGAGAGGGGAGGACGUCAACCGCUGCUCCAAAUGCCGCUCUCUGGACUGCGAGCACUGUUUCAGCCGGGACUUCUGCACCCGGUGUAAAUCCGGCUUCCUGCUGUACAAAGGAAAGUGUCUGACGAGCUGCCCCGAGGAAACGUUCAACCACCAAACCGACUGCGUAGACAACUGUCUCUUGGCUCCGCUGGGAGACUGGAGCGAGUGGAGCGUCUGUCUCCGUGAUGGCGCCCCCUGUGGCUUCAGGUGGGGCAGGCAGACCAGGACUCGGGGGGGCAGGACGCCGGAGGAGAACGCCGCUCGGCUUUGUCCGUCGCACAACGAGACACAAAGGUGCAGGAUGAAGAAGAAGUGUCCCACAGAAAGAAGACAGAAUAAAAAAGGCCUCGGAAGAAAGAGGGAGAGGAAACGCCUGCUACUCCUCAGCAGCGACUCACAGGGAGGAAGCUGAGGAGGAAGCUGAGGAGGAAGCUGAGGAGGAAGCUGAGGAGGAAGCUGAGGAGGAAUCUGAGGAGGAAGCUGAGGAGGUGACGGGCGAGCGGCGAGAUGAGCGGCUCAACACGUGUCCCCAAUUUCAAUCUGAGACCAAAUCAGUGUUUGAGGAUGUUUCCGAUCAGACUCGUUAUUAAAAACAUCAGAAAGUUGUUUACUGGAAACUUCAGUGGAUUCUAUGACUAAGACAUUCUGUGAGUAACGAUUUCCAGAGACGCUGGAGACUCGGUGAUCGUCAGCAAACAUCUGUCCCCCGGAGGAUCCAGGGUUUAUCUGGUGUCCCACCACGGAGACGGACUGGUUCCUGGUUCCCAGUCACACAAUAUUAAAGUUUGAUCUGUGCGUUCGUAUUUAAAAGAGAGAAAAACUAAGUUGUGUGAAGAAAUUUCCUUCAAAUCAAACUGUAAUUAAUUGUUUUUUUUUCAAUGUAAAAUGUUCUUCUUCUCGUCCAGUUUGCUUCUGUCAGUUUUAUAUUGAACAAUAUCUCUAUGACGAAAUGGGAUUUUAUUCCACAACAUGAAUGUAUGUGUCACUAAAUGUAAAUAUG